UCUCCUCCCUCCUCCCUCAUCCUCAAUCUCCAACUCCUUUACUUAAAACCGUCUAUUUCUUUCUCUUGAAAUUCUGAAUCUUGAAUCUUGAGCUCUCUGUGGCUCUCCAAUGGCGGCAAACACUCUGCAAACUGCCCCUCAUCACCACCAUAACAAUACUCUCUUCAAGCCUACUUCUCCUCCUCCACCACUCUCCUCUUCUCUUUUCCUCAAACCCACUUCUUCUUCUUCCUCUGUAAUUCUCUCUGCAACCACCACCACCACAACCUUUUCUCUCUCCUCCGCCGCUGCUACCUCCACCACCAUCUCCUCCUCCCAAGCAAUUACCUUCGACCUCCUCGAGCAACACUUGUCUGCUCAAAAUUUCCGGCAAGCUGAUGAGGAGACCCGGCGGCUACUCAUCGUCCUCGCCGGAGAAGCGGCACAGAAGCGCGGCUACGUCUUCUUCUCCGAGGUACAAUUCAUCCCAGAAACUGAUCUAAAAGCCAUUGACGAGCUAUGGAAGCAGUACAGCAACAACAAGUUCGGAUACAGCGUGCAGAGGAGAAUCUGGGAGAAGGUGAACAGGGAUUUCACAAAGUUUUUUCUCAAGGUCGGGUGGAUGAAGAAGUUGGACACUGAAGUUGAGCAGUAUAAUUACAGAGCUUUUCCGAAUGAGUUCGUGUGGGAACUUAACGAGGAGACGCCGGAAGGACACCUGCCGUUGACGAAUGCUUUAAGAGGUAUCCAGUUGCUGAACAGGGUUCUGAGUCACCCGGCUUUUCAAGCCGUAGAAGAAGAAGAAGAAGAGGAAGAAGAAGUAGUUGGAAGAAUCGAAAAUGGAGUAAAGGGUUUGAUAGAUGGGUCUGGUAAGAAGCCAUUAAGUAACAGAGUGUUUAAAUCAGACUACAGCUUCUGACAAUGGAAGCUCUAAGAAUUUUAAGGAAUUGCCCAUCACAUAUACAA
Messenger RNA from Carica papaya (papaya), 945 nucleotides. RefSeq names its product protein GENOMES UNCOUPLED 4 (gene GUN4). Gene Ontology annotation, biological process: chloroplast-nucleus signaling pathway. Gene Ontology annotation, cellular component: chloroplast. Lineage: Eukaryota; Viridiplantae; Streptophyta; Magnoliopsida; Brassicales; Caricaceae. The record is from RefSeq and is a predicted model, not a curated record. Gene Ontology annotation, molecular function: tetrapyrrole binding.